Rotaria sp. Silwood2 is the source of this 1743-nucleotide messenger RNA. The record is from the annotation of a GenBank genome assembly. NCBI's taxonomy places the organism in Eukaryota, Metazoa, Rotifera, Eurotatoria, Philodinida, Philodinidae.
AUGUCACAUAGAACUACGAAAACUCAGAAAACGACAACAGGAACAUCAUUACCACCGUCGAAUCUUAAAUCACAAACAACAUUACCAUCGAAAAGGAAAGCUUCCGAUGGAAACGAUGCUGGUAAACAAAACAGACGCUCGCCUUCCAGAACCGUCAUACGCAGUACAAACAAUAAGAAUCUUGUGUCAUCAGUGAAUACAAGAACAAUAGUUGGAAAGACAGUCGUCCAAACUAAUGCUCAACUCUCGACUACUCGUUCAUCAUCCAUACAAUCACUGUCGAAAGUACCACAGAUCGAUGUCAGUAAUCUUCCAAUUGAAACUAAUUUUCCUCGGAUAUUAUGGGCAGAUCCUAGAAAUGUACGUAACAAUCAUAAGAGAAAACAACAAACAAAUGUUUCAUCUAAAGUGUCAACAACAAAUGCAAUAGAAGAGAGUGACAAGUUACCCACAAUUCUUUUAAAGUCGACAGUCGAAAUUCCAGCUAAAGAUUUGAACAGCAUUGAUAGACAUGAACAAAUGGUUCACAAUGUGCAGUUACCAGAACCACCUCAGUUGGAAAAUGAUACCAUUCCUCUCAACCAUUCUGUAGUUAUACCAGAUAAUGACAAAUCAAAAGAGGUGAUUGUUGAACCGACUGAUACGACUAAUAAGAUAAACGUUAAAGGCAAUGAUAGAAAAAUAUCAAAGACUAAAAAGCCUUCUGAUCUACAUCGAGGUUUAUGUGGGUUAGAAAACUUGGGUAACACAUGUUUUAUGAACAGUGCUUUACAAUGUCUUUCAAAUGUAUCAGAAUUAACUGAAUAUAUACUUAAGAAUAACGGUUUUCCUAAUGAUAUUAUAAACAUUGCCAAUCCAUUAGGAAGUGGUGGAAAAGUUGCACGAAGUUACGGCGAUUUAAUAUUGAAACUAUGGUCAGGAGACCAUAAAUCAGUAGCACCAGACAUUCUAAAACUUGACAUUAGUAAAAUGGCAACACGUUUUGCUGGCUAUAAUCAAGAAGAUUCAUAUGAAUUGAUGAACAUUUUAUUAGGUACAUUACAUGAAGAUUUAAUACGGGAGGAUGAGUGUGAUGAUGACCCUGACAAAGAACCUUCUUCACUCAUAUCAGAUUAUUUUCAUUUUGAACUACAAUCAACUAUUGUAUGUCUGCAAUGCAAAAAAAUAUCUAAAUCAUGUGAACCAAUGAGUUUUCUCGCUCUAUCGUUGCCAUCGUCAAAUGCAACGACCAGAAAAAACUCUAAUGGUUCAAAUCAUCCUAGUAAAGUUCUGAAACAAUCUUUAUCGAUAUUCGAUUGCUUAAGCGAUCUUUUGCAAGAAACAAAUUUAAUCGGUGAAAAUGGUGAAUGUUGUUGGUACUGUUCAGAAUGUAAUGAACUGACUCAGGCUAAGAAAACACUUGAUUUAUGGUCACUUCCACCAGUGUUAAUUAUACAACUGAAACGUUUUAACUAUAACCCAAAAUCAACCUAUAACAACAAUAAGAUCUAUACACAUGUUGAUUAUCCAACUGAAGAUUUAACUCUCCAAAGUCAAAAGGAAAACAAAACUGUUCAUUACGAUUUGAUCGCUGUUUCUAAUCAUAGUGGUACCUUACAUGGUGGACACUAUACGGCCUAUGCAAGAAAUAUGGAUGAUCAUCGUUGGUAUUUGUUUAACGAUAUAUUCAUUUCACAGGUUACCAAUAAAAAGCAAAUUGUUAACAGUGAUGCAUAUAUACUUAUCUAUCAUCGAAAAUCAUGA